AUGGACACUUCGAAUCCACCUCCAAACCUGAAGAAUGCUGACAACGCUGCUCCAGGAGCAAGAGGCCCCAAAGAUCGCCAUUUUGCCGCUGCUUUCUCGGGUUGGUCUGCUCAGCAAUUGGACGACGCCGUCAAGACUUUGGUCGACCAAUCAGAUGGCUAUCUGGACGACUACCACCACUACCUUCUUCGUGGUGCCUACCUUGCCCAGUCGAAGAAAGCGUUCGAUCGACCAAGAGAAGAUGGUCUGGCCCUGAAAGAACGUGAACAGCAAUAUCUCAAACUCGAACGAAGUGACCGUCGAAUCGACAAGUUCAACCAGCCCUGGCGAUUGUAUUUCCUCAUCAUAUGCUGCAGUCUGGGCGCCGCUGUGCAAGGAUGGGAUGAAUCUGCGGUCAAUGGGGCACAAAUCUUCUAUCAGCCUGCUUUCGGAAUCGAUGGCAGUAUAGGUCUCAAGGGCCUUAUCAACAGUGCUCCUUACCUCUGCUGUACCCUCUCUUGUUGGCUGAACUACCCCAUGAACAAGCUUCUUGGCCGCCGAGGUACCAUCUUCUGGACAUGUCUUAUUUCCUCAAUCACCUGUCUGGGGCAAGCUUUUCCCCAGACAUGGCAACAGCUCUUUGUAGCUCGACUUUUGCUUGGUUUUGGUAUCGGGCCAAAGAGUGCUACUAUUCCCAUCUUUGCUGCUGAGUGUGCUCCAUCAAACAUAAGAGGAGCGUUGGUGAUGAUGUGGCAGAUGUGGACUGCUUUCGGCAUCAUGUGCGGCUACAUUGCUGGUGUUGUCCUUUACAACGUUGGUUCUGGAGCCUCAGCCCAAUGCAGGUCUCCCGAUGCUGACAAGACUAUUCUUGCCUCCGCUCACUGUCCUAAACUGGAGGCUUAUGCUUGCCAGUCCGUCGUGGUCAUGUAUAUUUACGUCCUGCCAGAGUCCCCUCGAUGGCUCCUCCUAAAGGCAAGAGAGGGCAAGGAUAAACGCAGAUACGAAGAGGCCUUCCUGGCUCUUCAAAGACUCCGCCACACCAAACUCCAAGCCGCCCGUGACCUGUUCCUGAUCAACCACCUGCUGGGAGAGGAGGAGAAGAUUAUGAAGUAUGACAAACCAUUCCUGGAGCUCUUCACAAAUGGUAGGAACCGGAGAGCGCUGACGGCGUCUGUCAUAUGUAUGUUCAUGCAACAGUUCUGCGGCAUCAACGUACUCAUAUACUAUUCCAGCGAUAUUCUCGUACAUAAUGCUCACUUCAAGGAACGGCAGGCCCUUUUGACGAGUCUUGGCUUCGGAAUCCUCAAUUUCGUCUUUGCAUUGCCAGCUGUCUGGACGAUUGACUCGUUUGGUCGCCGCAAUCUUCUACUGUCCACCUUUCCUUUUAUGGCUCUGUCCAUGCUGCUUGUCGCCAUAUCCUUCCAAUUGGGCCCUGCUACGCCAAUCGUCGGCCAAGUUGGCGUUACAUCGGCGUCCUCGUCAACGGACACGCAAGCAUCCCGUGGCCAAGUAGCUCUGCUAUUCGUCGGCAUGUAUCUCUUUACCAUCUUCUAUUCUCCCGGCGAAGGGCCUGUCCCGUUCACGUACUCGGCAGAGUCAAUGCCUCUUUACAACAGAGACUUUGGUAUGGGAGUCACUACUUCGAUCAAUUGGUUCUUCAAUUUCUUCUUGGCCAUUACCUGGCCACCCUUCCUGAAAGCCUUCACGCCCACUGGUGCGUUCUGCUGGUACGCCGCCUGGAACGUAGUCGGUUGGUUCUUGAUCGUGUUUCUCGUUCCCGAGACAAAGGAUCUGAGUCUCGAGCAACUCGACCACGUCUUCAGCAUACGCACACGUGAGCACGUUGCGCACGGCGCCGAGCAGAUCAGUUGGUUCAUCAGGACAUACUUUGGCCGCCAGAAGGGGCUACGGCAGCCCGUGCUAUUGACAGUCGACGAGAACGAGCCGCGCUUUGUUAGCCCGGAGCGGCGACGGCAUUUCAGCGAAAGCUACCCAAUGUAUGACUGGGAGGAUGAUGCCAGGCCGAGUGCGGAGGCGUCUGGGCGCGACUCGAACAAUCUUGGAAGGGCGAGCACACGAGACUCGCGAUUUGAGAGAAUGGGGAGUCGAGACUACUGA
This is a messenger RNA of Pseudovirgaria hyperparasitica, 2097 nucleotides long. RefSeq lists its product as uncharacterized. Gene Ontology annotation, molecular function: myo-inositol:proton symporter activity. The coding region runs from base 1 to 2097 and encodes 698 amino acids. Gene Ontology annotation, cellular component: membrane. Lineage: Eukaryota; Fungi; Ascomycota; Dothideomycetes; Acrospermales; Acrospermaceae. The record is from RefSeq and is a predicted model, not a curated record. The transcript has 11 exons. Gene Ontology annotation, biological process: transmembrane transport.